AUGGCGGACGCCACCACGGUUACGGGUUAUGACCCGACCUCACUUCGGGUCGUGACGAUGGAGACCACCUCCUCGGACCAAGCCAUGCCCUCGGAGCACGAGUAUUUAGCCGACAUGGUGAAACUCUGGCAACGGAAGCAAUCCCAGGCCGCGGCUCCGCCCAAGGGCCAAGGGUCGCGCGCCGCCACCCUGCCACAGAAACCGGCAGGACCCCCCACUGCCGCCCCAGUUGUUAAACCCGUCGACCCUCAGCCUAGCCCUCGCGCUACGCCCACCCCGCGUACUCCCCCCGCUCCCCCGGCUUCGUCCACGGCGCCGGCUGCUCAACCAGUUACGGGGGCACCUCAGAGCCCUCUUUCUAUAGACCACACCCUGCCGCUCGAGGACCGUAUUACUCGUCUAGAAAAUGUAGUCCUCUACCAAAUUUCCACCAUUAAUGUACAAUACAUUGUAGCUGAGGUGGUUCAGGCGGUUCAGGCCUGGGCUCUCACCCAGUUCCGCACCAGAUCAUCUCGCUCGCGCUCGGCCUCCACGAGCAGCAGCUCUGCCCCGCGUCGACGCAAAGUUGCCGGUUCCUCUUCCCCGGCCCUCAACCCGGCUUCCAUCCCCCUUCCUGCUCCGCAAGGCCAGGGGCAGGGCAUGGAGGAUGACCCAUAA
Dermacentor silvarum is the source of this 657-nucleotide messenger RNA. Its product is annotated as motility hub protein FimV-like. The coding region runs from base 1 to 657 and encodes 218 amino acids. The transcript has 2 exons. Lineage: Eukaryota; Metazoa; Arthropoda; Arachnida; Ixodida; Ixodidae. The record is from RefSeq and is a predicted model, not a curated record.